This is a messenger RNA of Oreochromis niloticus (Nile tilapia), 6189 nucleotides long. RefSeq names its product discs, large homolog 4a (Drosophila) (gene dlg4a). The record is from RefSeq and is a predicted model, not a curated record. Lineage: Eukaryota; Metazoa; Chordata; Actinopteri; Cichliformes; Cichlidae. Gene Ontology annotation, molecular function: ionotropic glutamate receptor binding; protein kinase binding. Bases 538 to 2865 code for a protein of 775 amino acids. Gene Ontology annotation, biological process: chemical synaptic transmission; postsynaptic neurotransmitter receptor diffusion trapping; AMPA glutamate receptor clustering. The transcript is spliced from 22 exons. Gene Ontology annotation, cellular component: neuron projection; neuromuscular junction; basolateral plasma membrane.
GCUGUUUCGCUGUCUUAUUCUCCGUUUCUCUUUUUCCCCUUUUCUUUCCACAGUGUGACCCCCCCCCCUCUUUUUUGUUAAUCCCACCACCCCUGCCUUCCAUCUCCAUCCUCCCCUUUCUCCAUCUCUUUUUGUAUUCAUCCCAUCUUUUCUCUUUCUUUUCCACCGUUCCUUAGAUAGACUCUCACCUUUCCUUUUCUCUGCUCUCUCUCCCUCUCUUUCUCUCUCUUAUACUAAAUUCUAAGACCACCCUCUCUCCUCUCUUCUCUUUUUUUUCUCCUUUUGCUCACUCUCUCUAUUUCUCUGUGGCCCUCCCCCUCCCUUUUCAUGUUUCCCCCCUCCCUCCAUCCUCUCUUUCCCUCGCUGGUUCAGUUAGUCAAAGAAGAGAUUCACGGAAGGAGAGAAAAGGGGGGAAAGGCAGGACGAGAGUGAGAGCGCAGGAGUGGGGCAGGCUGGGGAGAGGGGUGUGGGGUCUCAGCCCUCUGUCGUGGGGGGUUGGGGGGGUUGAGAUACACCCCGAUAUUUGUUUUAAGUACCAUGGACUGCCUCUGCAUUGUGACUACAAAGAAGUACAGGUACCAGGAUGAGGAGACGCCCCCCUUGGAGCACAGUCCAGCACAUCUGGCUCAAGGGAAAAGUGCAGAGAUGCUUCAUAUGAGUGACAAAAACCUCGCCGCCAUGGAGGCCAUCCAUGGCUACACACCACACACGCAUAUCUCACCUGUCAAGCCUGUGUUGAUGUCUACGGGACACACUCCAAUGUACACCUCCGCUGUUUCCACACUGGGAAACACUCCUCCAGUGGUCGUGAACACUGACACACUCGAUGGCUCCCCAUAUGUGAAUGGGACAGAAGGCGAAAUCGAGUAUGAGGAAAUCACACUGGAGAGAGGUAACUCAGGCCUGGGCUUUAGCAUAGCAGGGGGAACAGACAACCCUCACGUGGGCGACGACCCCAGCAUCUUCAUCACCAAAAUCAUACCUGGAGGAGCUGCUGCUCAGGAUGGACGGCUGAGUGUGAACGAUUGCAUCCUAUUUGUGAAUGAUGUGGACGUGAGGGAGGUGACACAUAGCCAAGCUGUGGAGGCUCUUAAGGAGGCAGGUGCUAUCGUCCGCCUCUACGUUCUCCGCAGAAAACCAGCAGCGGAAAAAGUCACUGAAAUCAAGCUCAUCAAAGGGCCUAAAGGAUUAGGUUUCAGCAUUGCUGGAGGGGUGGGGAACCAGCACAUACCAGGAGAUAACAGCAUCUAUGUCACUAAGAUCAUUGAAGGCGGAGCAGCUCAUAAAGAUGGGCGUCUGCAGAUUGGGGACAAGAUCUUAGCGGUGAACAACGUGUGUCUGGAGGAUGUGAUGCAUGAGGAUGCGGUGGGGGCUCUGAAGAACACAGCCGAGGUGGUGUACCUCAGGGUGGCCAAGCCCAACAACCUGUUCCUGACCAACUCGUACAACCCUCCAGACCUCACCAGCACAUAUUCCCAUAUGGAUACUGAACUUAGCCACCCAAACUAUCUCGGAUCCGAUUACCCACAAGCCCUCACUCCCACCUCACCGAGUCGGUUUUCUCCUGUUCUGCACGGCAUGAUGGGAGAUGAUGAUAUACCCAGAGAGCCUCGUCGAGUUUUGAUCCACCGAGGCUCCACAGGUUUGGGAUUCAACAUCGUCGGAGGAGAGGACGGCGAGGGGAUCUUUAUCUCCUUCAUCCUGGCAGGCGGUCCAGCUGACCUCAGCGGAGAGCUGCACAAAGGGGAUCAGAUCCUCAGUGUAAACGGCGUGGACCUGCGUAUGGCCACACACGAACAGGCAGCUGCAGCACUGAAGAACGCCGGCCAGACAGUUACCAUCAUCGCACAGUACCGACCCGAUGAGUACAGUCGCUUUGAGGCUAAGAUCCAUGACUUGAGGGAACAGCUGAUGAACAGCAGCAUGGGCUCUGGGACGACAACGCUAAGGAGUAAUCCAAAGAGAGGCUUCUACAUCAGGGCUCUUUUUGACUAUGAUAAAACUGCCGACUGUGGCUUUCUCAGUCAAGCACUUGGGUUCAAGUUUGGAGACGUGCUGCACGUGUUGGACUGCGGAGAUGAAGAGUGGUGGCAGGCCCGUAAGGUCAGCCCGCAGAAUGAGGCUGAAGAGGUUGGCUUCAUCCCCAGCAAGCACAGGGUGGAAAGAAAAGAGUGGUCUCGUGUUAACACCAAAGAGAGGGACCUUGGUCGGGACAGCUUGAGCACACAAGGGAGAGAUAAAGCCUCACACAGUUAUGAGACAGUUACCCAAGUGGAAGUACAUUAUGCAAGGCCCAUCAUCAUUCUGGGUCCUGUGAAGGACAGGAUAAAUGAUGACCUGUUGUCUGAGUUCCCCGAUAAGUUUGGAUCUUGUGUCCCACACACCACGCGGCCCAAGAGGGAGUAUGAGGUGGACGGGCGAGACUAUCACUUUGUGUCCUCCAGGGAACAGAUGGAGAAGGACAUCCAGAGCCACCGGUUCAUCGAGGCCGGACAGUACAACAGUCACCUGUACGGCACGAGUGUCCAGAGUGUCCGUGAGGUGGCUGAGCAGCAGGGGAAACACUGCAUCCUGGAUGUCUCAGCCAACGCUGUGCGCAGACUACAAGCAGCUCAGCUUCACCCAAUUGCCAUCUUUGUGCGGCCCAAGUCGCUGGAGAAUGUCCUAGAAAUCAACACUCGCCUGACAGAGGAGCAGGCCAGGAAAGGAAUGGACCGAGCCCUCAAACUAGAACAAGACUUCCUAGAGUGUUUUACCGCUGUCGUGGAAGGGGACAGCUUUGAAGAGGUCUAUCACAAAGUAAAGACAGUGAUUGAGGAGCAAUCAGGGCCUUACAUCUGGAUCCCCACUCGGGAGAGGCUGUGAUGCUGCACCCGCUCGACCACCCCUCCCUCACAACCACCGACCGACCGCCACCCUUCACCCUCACAGCCAAGCCAGCCUCGCCUGCCUGCCUGUCUGUCCUCCAGCAAAGUCAGUGCUUAGGCAAUCACUGAGAAUGACACAGAGAGAUAAACGCAUACUAAGACAAAACACAGCGACACCGCGAGGCAAAGAACGAUACCAAAAAAUAAAAAGGAGAGAGACUCUGACACAGAUGUAAAUGCAGCGAUGUAUAAAGAGACUGAGAGAAAAGACUAAACCAGUAUCCCACUAUAAUGAAGCCGACCCAGUUCACACUUUGCAUUAAAAUGCAUCUCGGAUACACAAGUGGACAGCUCUAGAUGCAGCUGUGACUGCACCCUAAACUGGGUGCUGGUGGGGGUGGGGGGGAUGCAAAUAUCCAAAUCACAGUUAAUAACUUGUGUAUAUGUAAUGUGUUUAACCUGUGUUUGGAUACAGGUGCACUUUCCCACCAGAUAGGGAGCAAACGAAGUGACUAUUUGAGGCGGAUUUCAGUUGCAUUUUGAUGCCGGGUGUGAACUGCAGCCCACGUCACCUGGAGCUCAACACAACAGUCUAGAUGUAUGUGGACAUGAGACAUUAAUUCUGAGCAGGGUUGGAAAGAAAAUAAAGGAUGACCUUGCAGAGAUGGACCCUGAGGUGCUAUCGCCUCACCUACAGAGCCAUCUCGAGUCUCAUGCCGACAUUGAACACCUCAGUGCACCGAUGUCUCAGAUGGAGGUCCCCCCCUCACUCUCAAACAAAACAAAAGACAGUGGCCACUCUUUUUAUAACACCUCCUGGCUUUCUGUCCUCCUCGUCCUGCCAGCUCUGCCUUGUUUCAGGACGGGAACGGGGAAGACCGAGAACAGGGGGCCCAGAUCCAGCUGAGUCCCACGUGACCAGGAGUCCUUUCUCAGCAAAGACCCGCCUUUUUUUUUUCUUUUUCUUUAUUUUUUUCUUUUUGUGAUUCUCAUCUUGGUUCUGGGUGUGAACUCAGAAUAACACCUCAGUGGCCAAGACUGACGUUUGUUCGGGUCACCCCAUGUUGAAUAUUGCAAGGCAUUAUUUAAAGGCAGUUCAAAUAAUUAUAUUGCUAAAAACCUCAUACGCUGAAUUUCUGCAUGCAUCCUCGAAGACAACGGAGAGAGGAGAGAAAAACAAAGGAAAAAAAUAAUGAUAAUAAUCUAAAGGAAGGAGAAAAAAGUGAAGGAGUUUGGUUUUUUUAGCAUGUCUCAAGAAGAGAAGAGAGACAUGAUCAUGUGAUUAUGGUCAUGAGAGGCCAGUGCUGAGCAUACUAGAUGCUCUGGCGUGUAGUUUAGCCUCAACUCUCUUAUGCACACAUGCACUCAUGCACCCACACACACACACACACCUUCACUCCCUUACAGCGGCACACACACACACGCACACACACACACAGACACACAAUCGUAGGGUCGUAAACUCAGCUGUAACCUAGCACACCUCUACAGGCGGAUUGGCUGUUCUGACCUGCUAGUCAGCAUCCAGGAUGAAUGUUAUCUCUCUAGGCACAAACAGCAGAGCUCUUAGCUUCAUCGCACCACAGCAAACUCAUCGGUCAUUCUUCCAAAAGAUGCCCCCCUUCCCCUGCCGCAGACGUACACGCCGUCUCCAGUGGUCGCAGUUAAAAGCCAUGGCGUAUGUGUGUGUGUAAGUGUGUGUGUCUGCGUGUGCACGGUGGUGCUCGUUCAUGUGCGGGGACUCCUCUGUGUGGGAGGAAUAGGUCCUUUUAUCCUUUCUCUCUCUUCCAGUUUUCCCUGCUUCUUGUGUCCACACAAAUUAAAGCUAAGUCAUGUUUAACAAAUAAAUAGCCUAUAUAUAUAAAUAUAUAUAUAUGCAUAUAUAUCUUUUUUAUGACAAUUUCUAACGGGAUUAAGUCUGUAAAAAAAAUCAACAUUUCCAAAUAAUAUUCCAUUGAUUUUUUUUUUUGGGGGGGGGGGUAAUAUUGCAGUUUGGUUUUUGGAUUUACACACAAUCCCAUUUUUUGUGUUGCAAAGCGCAGCAGAAAGCUACACACAACUAACUGAACCAUUGAAGUCAACGUUAAGCAGACCUCACACUAGAAGUGACAACACGUGACGUGUUCUCGUACGCGCUGAAGACAAACUGAAACACAUGUGCAAUGCAGCUGCGUGCGUCUGUGUGACUGUGUGCGUAUGUGUUUGCCGCUUGCGUGCGAGAGUGGCAAGAAAGCGCGUGUCGUGUAUAAAAUAGAAGCAAUGCUAUAUGGGAACAUCCAUCCUUAUGGUUGUAAUGUGUGUGUGUGUGUGUGUGAGUGAGAGAGCGAGACACGCACACGAAGAUGUAGUGCAAUACUGCUAUGAUGUUAUGCAAUGAAGAUGGUUUUAUGGGCCUAAGAUUUAAACUGUAUAAAGUUUGCACUGACGGCAUUAUAUGCUACAGGUAUCAGCGGGAUAAAGAUGGCGAGCGAAAGCAGGAGGACCCCAUGUCAAGAUUUUAAGAGCAUGUGUUUUGUAUUUACUUAUGAUUUGUUCUGAAUUAAAAGAGUAAAGGUGGAAGUAUCGAUGGAAGUGACCAUUCAUAUUUAUAUUUGUUUACUUUAUGCUCACAUGCUUCUGUGGGCUCAGUUUGGAAUAGCUGAAGCUUGUGAAUGACGACUAUCAAUUUCUGUUUGAAAUAUAUAUAUAUAUAUAUAUAUAUAUAUGUAUAUAUAUAUAUAUAUAUAUAUGAUUUAUUCAGAACUGUCACUAGUUGCAUAACAUGUCUGUAUAUUUUUGUAUUUUUUCACAUUGAGAGAACUCUCGGGUCUUGGCCAGAAAUGCUGUAAAUAUGUUGUUGGAGUGCCGUGUGGGUUUAGGUUUUAGCCGUUCACACUGCUAAAUUGGUGCAAGUGCAGCAUCCAUCAGAGCCACAGCCCAGUUUCUAACUGCUCAAACACAGAAACGACACACGCAAGGAGAUAUCAGCACGUCCACACACAUGCAUUUAACAUUUACACAUAGAGAGAACUCACGGAAACUACGACGCACCGCGACACAUCCAUGAAUUGAACAAUAUGUUUUGGGUUUCUUUAUUUGAGGGUUCAGUGUAUUUCUUAAUAUCUCUCUCAGCCAUCCUUAUCAUAGUGUGAUAUUCCUUAUAAAGUAUAUGAAUUUUUACAGAAAAGACUGAUUACAAAGUUACAACAGAGUCAGCUGAUGCAGAAAAAUAUAUUUAACAAUGACAGUAUCAAGCAAAAUAAAAUGUUCCAGUUCAGUGAAGCGCUUGUUGUAAAUUAGCUAUAAAAUAAUAAAAAUUAAUUUAAAAAAUGCUUUCUGAAAA